Molecule: messenger RNA, 2088 nt
Organism: Trichoderma citrinoviride
Lineage: Eukaryota; Fungi; Ascomycota; Sordariomycetes; Hypocreales; Hypocreaceae
Exons: 4
Coding region: 1-2088 (695 amino acids)
Cellular component (GO): nucleus
Molecular function (GO): histone H4K20 methyltransferase activity; protein binding
Source: RefSeq, a predicted model, not a curated record
AUGCCGCCCUCCAAGGCUGCCGGGGCAACGGCUAAGAAGCAGCGCUUGACGCUGGCCCAGCUCGCCGCUUACGACGACAUCCUUACCGAUGCGCUCGUCGACCAUGCUUUUUAUUGGGCUACGGUUCCCAAGAACCGCUCGUCGUAUCACCCGUCUCGGGGCAUCCGGGAGGGCGAGGUUGCCAAGAUUAUCCAGGAAGAAGUCAUUGUCCACAAGGAUCUCGAGGCGGCUGAGAAGCGCCUGUUGACGUCGGUGGACGGCCUCAAGAGGUUCGUCAGCGGCCUCAAGCUGGAAAAGGAAAAGACCGACUUCGUGCAACAUCUGCGACGAUAUCUGCGCAUCUACAUGCCCGAUUGCCCCUGGGAGGUCAGCACCACCAACCGCUACACCAUUGUCACGCACGAGGCGUGCGUCAUUGCCCGGCGAUACAUCAAGCGCAACGAGACCAUCAAGUACCUCUCCGGCAUCCAGAUCAACAUCACGCCCGAGGAGGAAAAGGAAAUCACGGUGCGGAAGAAGGAUUUCAGCAUCGUCGUCAGCUCGAGGAAGAAAUGCACCAGCUUGUUCAUGGGGCCGGCGCGGUUCGCCAACCACGACUGUCGCGCCAACGCGAGGCUCAUGACCACGAGCCAGUCCACCAUUGAGAUUGUCGCGUCUCGGCCCAUUGAGGUCGGCGAGGAGAUUACCGUCACGUACAGCGAUUGCUAUUUUGGCGACAACAACUGCGAGUGUCUGUGCCGGUCGUGCGAGAAGGAGCUGAAGAAUGGCUGGGCGCCCGCGGAUGGGGCUGUGAAUGUCAAGGUUAGCGUGGAGGAGGACGAGCCGAAGGAGACGUACUCUCUGCGGAGAAGGCGGCGAGAUGACAGCAUCGGCGGCUCCUCGCGGACGCCUUCCGUGACGCCGGACAUGCGGCCUCGCAUCUACAAGACGAAGCCAAAGACGAAGAUGCGAGAUGCGCAAGAGACGUCUGCGAUUCCGACGCCGGCGCCAGAAGCGACGCCGCGCGGGCGAAAGCGAACCAUGGAGGCGAUUGCGACACCGCCCAUUACACCAGCCAAGAGACCAAAGUUCUUCAUAGUCGCGAGCGGUGACGAUUCGCUGAGCACCAAGAGUGGGACUCCGAGCCACGCGGGUGUUCCCGAGACGACAAUCGCGUCUCCAGAAAGGGAAAGCCCGCAUCCCGAGAUACAGACGCAGACGCCGCCGAGUUCCUUUUCAAUAGAGACUGUAGACGAGACGAAGAGCGAAGAGCGCCAAGAUUAUAUAGAGCUGGCCAACACCACCGUGGAACCGGUGUCUCCCCAAAGUAUGGGCAGCCGUGCUUCCCCCGACGCGAUACCGACGCCGAUACCGAUGCCGCCGGCGGUCGUGGCUCCCGCUCGAACGGCCCCUCGGCCACCGCGGCUGAUGACCAUGUCGAUAUCCUCCAUUCUCAACGAUCCCUCGCCUAUCGACGAUUCAGCGGAACUAUACUAUUCCUUUACGACAAGCCGAGUGGCGAGUGAGCCUGCGGUCCUGUCAACACCGGAGCUCAUUCCUAGACAAGAAGACGUAGCGACAACGAUUACUGAAAAGCCAAGACGCGGCCGCAAACGACAGGAUGUACCCCCCAAGCAAACAGCGCCGCCUCCAGCUCGGAGACGCACACCGGGCGAUUAUGUGCUGACGCCCCUACUUCUCUCGGAGCCCGACAUGGCGUGGAUUCAGUGUACCAUCUGCAGCAACUAUUUUGUCCAGCAGAAUGCCUACUUCACACGGUCAUCAUGUCCUAGGUGCGAGCGGCAUUCGAAACUCUACGGCUAUGUGUGGCCCAAGACGGAUAAGACGGGACCCGGGGACAAAGAAGAGCGGAUCCUCGACCACAGGAUGAUACACCGCUUCCUCGACUCCAACGACGAGCGGCGGGCGAGAGGCCGGAAACUGCUGAGCGCGAGUAAAGACAACACGGAGGAAGCGGAUGGGGAGAGAGGCAGGGCGUCUAAGAGAGGGCCCAACAGAGCGGGCGACGAUAGCCGGAAGGAAGAGAAUUCAAGAGUUCGGCGUAGUGGCCGUGCGAGACGGAUGAGCAGCAAACUUGCGGAGUGGUAA